Molecule: messenger RNA, 2199 nt
Organism: Polistes dominula (European paper wasp)
Lineage: Eukaryota; Metazoa; Arthropoda; Insecta; Hymenoptera; Vespidae
Gene: Nnp-1
Product: Ribosomal RNA processing protein 1 homolog Nnp-1
Biological process (GO): rRNA processing
Cellular component (GO): preribosome, small subunit precursor; nucleus
Source: RefSeq, a predicted model, not a curated record
AGUAUGGUAAGAAUGAAGCAUCAAGUAAUAGUGAAUGUGUGAUUAUGCAUUAAAUGUGUCGUGUCGUGUGUAAAUCAAGAUAUAUAAUAAAAAUAAUAGGCCAAGAAUUGCAUUUAAUUAAAAUAAAAUUUGUGAAUUAUAAUUAAUUAAUUAUCGUUCGUGUAAAGACAUAAGGAAAAAAGAUGGCUAUAAAGAAAGCACAACGGCAUACACGUGGGCUUAAAAAACGUAAACCGGAUUCUUUUAAAAAUAAUGAUAAACAAAAACAAGAAAAGAAAAUAAAAGUUAAAAAUAAGAAAGCAUUGAUUAUUCAACAAGAAAUUAAAUUUGUACGAUUACUGUCGUGCAAUGAUAAAAGAAUAAGGGACAAGGUUUUAAAAAGUUUGAAGAAAUGGUUAACAGUACGUUCUAAAAGUUCAUUUGAAUUUAUAGAAGAAGAUUUUAUGCGAUUAUGGAAAGGUUUGUUUUACUGUAUGUGGAUGGCUGACAAACCUUUAAAUCAAGAAGAAUUAGCUGAAUCUCUUAGUAAAAUUAUUCAUUGUUUCGAUUCUAUGCCAUUAGUAUUAUUAUAUAUCAAAAGUACUUUAAAAACUUUAGCAAUAGAAUGGUUUGGCAUAGAUCAAUAUAGAUUGGAUAAAUUUGCAAUGUUAGUGAGAAGAAUAUUCCGGCAGAUAUUUAAAAUAUGUCACGACAAGAACUGGGACAUGGAAUGGGUAGAAGGUUUAAUGAAAAUAUUACAAGAGAUAUUGAUAGAACCAAAAUAUUGUCUAGGUUUUAAAAUGCACGUAACUGAAUUAUAUUGGGAAGAAAUAGCAAAGGUCAGCAAUGGAAACGUACCAGAAGAUGUUGUUACUAGACUUGUCGAACCAUUUAUUGCAUACUUAGCUGUAAUGGGAGAUGAAAGAUUAAUAAGGCACGUAAUGAGACAUAUUUUUAGAUAUCUUAUCUUUCAAUCUGAUGUUGGCAUGGAUUACAAAGAAAAAUUUGAAGCUUGGAGAAAAGCUGGAUUUCCUUGUAAAAGUAUUGACGAAAUGCAAAAAAUCGAAGAAUCUGACGAAGAAAAUGAAGAAGAUACAAAAUUGAUUUCUGAUAAAGAAUCAACAGAGAAUACAGUCAAAGUUUUAGAUCCAAGAGCUGGUAGAGUUGACGUCGAAUUACCACAAAUUAAUUUUAAUGCUAAAAAUAUAUCAGAGGUAAUUAAAUUAUACAAAUUUCAUCCAUCAUCAACAACAAAAUCACGAAGACAAAUUGCACGUCUUAUUGACGAAUUUGUAGAAUUAUCCCAAGGUAAAAUGCCUAUUGGUGUACAACAAGUAGAACUUGUUCGCAAAUUUAGUUCUAAAACAGAUUCCAAAAAAGCUGCAUUACGAUUACUUAAAUUUAACGAAGAAUUGUACUCUGAUAGUAAUGAAAGUAAACGAAAAAGAAAAAGAAAUGGACAAUCAGAUGAAAGUUUAAUCGAUGAAUUAGAAGAAGAAAUUAAUACUGACAAAGAUAUUACAUUAGAAAGGAAUAAUAAAAAAUUAAAUAAGAAGAAAAAAUUACAUCAAGAUAUAAAAAAUCAUUUAGACGAAUCCAAUCAAACUACGACAGAAGAAUCAUGUUCGAAAGAUUUGAAGAUUAAUAAUAAAAAUAAACAAAAGAAACGAAUAGAUCAAAUAGAAAAUAAAACUUUAAAAUUGAUUAAUGAGAAAAAUACGACGAAAAAUAUCAUUAUGAAUAAAUUGAAGAAAAUCAAAAAUAAUGUUUGUGGUCAUUGGGAAAUAUCAGAUUACGUUGUACCAAUUAAUGAUAAUCAAAAUAAAAUAAAUAACUCGUCUAAUGAAGAAAUUGAUAAAUCGAUAUUAAAUGAUAAAAAUGACGAAACACUUGAUAACAAAAUAAUACCAUUAACUCCAGGAUUAGAUAAAUCAAUGAAUUCAACAGAAAACACGGAUAAACAAAAUAAAUUGAUCAAUGAAUUAGGACAGAAGAAACGUGUGAAAAUUGUUUUACAACGUAACACUGCACAACACACGUCAGAUUAUUUAGAACAAAUUAAACAAAGUCCAGCGAUUCCUUUCGAUGCUAAUAAAAAACCACCGGUUGGUGUUUUAAAAGCUAGCCCAAUACCAAGUCCAAUUAAUCCAUUUUAUUAUAAAAAGAAAUAUAAAACGAUCAUUUUAUAAUAAAAUUAAACGAAAUGUGAACUUAGGACAA